AUGGGCCGAAAUUCCGGCGUCCUGUCUCGUAGGCUACGUACUGACAUGUAUCACACUAUAGUAUAGUUUUUCCCCC
Molecule: messenger RNA, 76 nt
Organism: Adineta ricciae
Lineage: Eukaryota; Metazoa; Rotifera; Eurotatoria; Adinetida; Adinetidae
Source: the annotation of a GenBank genome assembly